Molecule: messenger RNA, 4206 nt
Organism: Brenthis ino (lesser marbled fritillary)
Lineage: Eukaryota; Metazoa; Arthropoda; Insecta; Lepidoptera; Nymphalidae
Source: the annotation of a GenBank genome assembly
AUGUCAUUACUGUCUUUAGAACCAGUCGGCCGCGUAUCGCCUAAAUUUGCAUCUGUUGUUAUGGGUACGAUGAUUGGAGUGAAGAAACAUUACUCAUUUGCUUUGCAAUGCCCCGCUCAAGCAUUUCCAGUCCCAAUUUUCAGCCAGUGGGUCGCGUUUCGCCUAAAUUUACCACUACCGAUAAAAGCCGCGCCUUCGACGCUAAGGAAAGCGAAAAUGUCACAAUUUUGUGUCCCGCGCAAGCUUUUCCUGCCCCAGCUUUCAGAACCAAUUAAUAGUGCCCCACCAAAAGUUCCAACUAAAACCAUAGAAUUUGUGGAAUUUGCUAUGAACUCCAGCAUUACAUUGCUUUGUUUGGCUCAAGCGUAUCCAGUCCCAGUAUUUCGAACCUAUUGGCUCCAAAAGCCCUUCAUUUUCAAGUGGUUCCAAACUAGCCUGAGCCAGUAUCAGCCAGAGCACCCACAUUCCCCACUUCUGCGUCCUCUUACAAUUAUGAUAUUGAGGCAGGCUCUGGGGGUUCUGUUCUAUGUCAGGCACAGGGAUACCCUCAGCCAAUGUUCAGAGCCUAUUGCCAGCGCAGCACCAAGUAUAACUUCAACACAAAAAGCUGCUGUUCAUUUCUCCCAUAAUACUUCAUUAGCUCUCUUGUGUCCAGCGCAAGGAUUUCCUGUACCAGUAUCAAGAUGGUACAAAUUUAUCGAUGGCUCAGCUCGAAAACAACCAGUUGUUCUGAAUGACAGAGUAAAGCAAGUGUCAGGAACCCUUAUCAUUAAAGAAGCUAAAGUAGAGGAUUCCGGCAAAUAUUUGUGCGUUGUAAACAAUUCCGUUGGAGGUGAAUCCGUUGAAACUGUAUUGACUGUGACUGCUCCAUUGAAAGCUACUGUCGAACCCGCGACCCAAACCGUGGACUUUGGACGCCCAGCCGUAUUCACCUGCAGAUACGAAGGCAAUCCCGUCAAAACUAUCACUUGGUUGAAAGAUGGAAAGGACAUGAACCAUCAUGACCCCAUUCUUAGGAUUGAAUCGGUAAAGAAGGAAGACAAGGGAAUGUACCAAUGCUUUAUCAGAAAUGAUCAGGAGAGUGCCGGUGCUAGCGCUGAAUUGAAACUUGGAGGACGAUUCGAACCACCUCAAAUCCGUCACAGUUUUGGCGAGCAAACUCUCCGCUCGGGCCCCUCUCUCCGUCUCAAAUGCGUCGCGUCCGGCAACCCCACCCCCGACAUCGCCUGGCAACUCGACGGAGAGAAACUCAACAGCGGAGAGAGAUUACAGAUUGGACAAUUUGUUACUGCCGACGGAAACGUAGAAUCUCAUCUGAAUAUCUCGUCCGUACACACUAAUGAUGGAGGAUUAUACUCUUGCAUCGCUUCUAGCAAGGUUGGAAGCGCGUCUCACUCUGCCCGCGUCAACGUGUACGGCUUGCCCUACGUCCGCCCCAUGAAGAAACGCCCCGUCGUCGCCGGAGACACCCUCAUCGCCCACUGCCCUGUCGCCGGAUAUCCUAUUGAUUCUAUCGUGUGGGAACGUGAUGGACGCGUCCUCCCAAUCAACCGCAAGCAGAAGGUAUUCCCCAAUGGCACGCUUGUGAUCGAGAACGUAGAGCGCAUGAGCGACCAGGCCACGUACACGUGCGUCGCGAAGAACUCGCAGGGCUACAGCGCGCGCGGCACACUCGAACUGCAAGUCAUGGUACCUCCCCAAAUUUUACCCUUCGAGUUCGGUGAUGAACCCGCUAACGCUGGCGAUACGGCUUCGGUUCAAUGCGUUAUGAAUAAAGGCGAUUUACCAGCUAAUUUUUCAUGGAGCUUAAACGGCAGGAAAAUUUCGCAAAAAAGCAAUACCUUGGGUAUAGUUAUUGGUAGCAUGAGCCAGAAGAUGUCUAUUCUCAACAUAGAUUCUGUGAAUGGAACUCAUCGAGGAGUAUACGUGUGUCAUGUUGAAAAUUUAGCAGGAAAUGUCAACCAUAGUUCGAAGCUGGAAGUUAAUGUUUUACCCCAAAUCCACCCCUUCACGUUCGGUGACGAGCCAGCCAAUGCAGGUGAUACUGUCGGAAUUCAAUGUAUGGUUACGCCGUUUGAUUUUGGAGAAGAAAUAUUGAAUGCAGGCGACACUGUCUCACUCACUUGUACAGUAGGAAAAGGCGAUCUACCUUUAAAAAUAUAUUGGCAACUGAACAAUCAACCGUUAAAUACUGUUGCCCCACAAAUUAUGCCUUUCGAUUUCGGUUCUGAUCCUGUGAAUGAUCAAGAAAUGGUUGUGGUAAUUUGCACUGCUAGUAAAGGCGACUUACCACUAAACAUACAAUGGUACUUUAAUGGAACACCUCUCAAAUCAAACGUCAAUGGUGUCUUACUUACAAACGCAAAAAGGACAAGUCAGCUUAGUAUUGAAUCCGUUUCGCAUCACAACCAGGGCAAUUAUACGUGUGCUGUCAAAAAUCAGGCAGGAACUGUAAACCACACUGCGGAAUUAUUUGUAAAUGUCCCUCCACAAAUCAUGCCCUUCGAAUUUGGUGAAGAGCCGGUAAACGCACAAGAAAUGGUUUUGGUCACAUGUACAGUAAUGAAAGGCGAUCAACCUUUAAAAAUUGAAUGGUAUUUUAAUGAAAAAAAAGUUGUACCCGGAGACCAAGGAAUAUCUCUUAUGAGUAGUAAACGUGCAAGUCAACUGAGCAUCGAAUCAGUUAGUCAUCAAAAUCAGGGAAAUUUUAGUUGUGUUGUAUCUAAUCAAGCAGGCUCCAUGAAUCACACAGCCCAACUUUUUGUAAAUGUGGCGCCAAUUAUAACGCCUUUUGAAUUCGACGAAUCUGUAUUUUACGGCGAGGGUGUUCAAGUUAUGUGUCACGUACCAAAAGGCGAUAAACCAUUAAGCUUCAAAUGGAGUUUCAGUGGAGGCGAUGUGAGUUUGCUCUCUGGGGUGACGAUAAUGAAUGUAGGGGACAUGGGUUCAGCUCUCAUUAUACCUACCGUAACAGCAAAACAUUCUGGCAACUAUACAUGCACUGCAUCUAAUAUUGUCGCCAAGGCUAGCCACCAUGCAACGCUCAAUGUGAAGGUUGCGCCUAUAAUAUCUCCGUUUGAAUUCGAUGAGGCUGUCUUUUAUGGAGAAAGUAUACAAGUUAUGUGUCAUAUACCAAAGGGAGAUAUGCCUAUUAAACUUACGUGGCUCUUUCGUGAUAGGCCUCUAGAAAAAAACGAUGCCGUUAUCGUAACUAAAAUGGGCGAUAGGAGUUCUAUUUUAGCUAUUCCGUCUGUAUCGGAGAAACAUACCGGCAAUUACACCUGCACUGCUUCUAAUGUGGUAGCAAGCACAAAUCACUCAGCUAAAUUAAACGUUCAGGUUCCCCCACACAUCGUUCCAUUUGAGGCUGAAGAGCCUGUUUUCGCCGGUGAAUCAGUUCAAUUGACGUGUCAUGUUUCUAAAGGCGACACGCCUCUUACUAUUUCUUGGAGUUUUCACGGAAAAGAAUUAUCGUCUCACGAAGGAAUUAUGACGACGAAAAUUGGUCAACGAACGUCACUUCUUACAAUUCCUACUGCUACGGCUAGUCACAGCGGCGAAUAUUCGUGUCACGCUCAAAACCAAGCUGGUCUAGCCGUACACGCUACUACAGUCAAUGUCCACGUAUUGCCAUACAUCGUACCAUUUGAAGCGGAUGAGUCUGUAUUUGCUGGUGAAACAGUUCAGCUAAACUGUUUCGUACCGAAAGGUGAUCUACCUCUAGACAUCAAGUGGCAUUUUCAUGGGUUCGAAAAUACAUCAUCACAUCUGGGCAUUAUGACUACUAAAAUGACGUCGCGUACCUCUUUUCUAUCUAUUGCCGCGGCUAGCGCCGGCCAUAGUGGCAAUUAUACCUGCGUAGCUACCAACAGUGCCGGUUCUACUAAUCAUACCACUGUCCUUAAUGUUCAUGUCAUACCAAAUAUAUUGCCGUUUGACGUCGACCAAGCCUUGUUUUCGGGGGAAUCGGUACAGAUGAUGUGCCAUAUAUCAAAAGGAGAUAUUCCAUUAGAAGUUUAUUGGGAAUUUAAUGGACAUACAUUGUCACGUGAGCUAGGAACUUUUUCGAAAGUUGGAGAACGUUCGUCUGUUUUGAUGCUUCCAUCCGUCACCGGUGCCCAUAGCGGAAACUAUACAUGCAUCGCAAAAAAUCGCGCCGGUGUUGCGUCGUAUUCUACUAUACUUAAAAUAACUGGUACACAAAGU